Molecule: messenger RNA, 2744 nt
Organism: Zalophus californianus (California sea lion)
Lineage: Eukaryota; Metazoa; Chordata; Mammalia; Carnivora; Otariidae
Gene: TMEM68
Product: transmembrane protein 68
Exons: 8
Coding region: 264-1253 (329 amino acids)
Cellular component (GO): membrane
Molecular function (GO): acyltransferase activity
Source: RefSeq, a predicted model, not a curated record
UACAGCCGCCGUUUGUCUUUUUCUUCCCAGGUUGCUCGGGGGGGAAACGGCCGCUGAAAUUUCUCUUCUCCCUCGGUCGUUGAGCCACCGAAGAGCUCCCGCCGCUGCUCAAGGGUGAGGGCGAGCCGCUUCUGCCCCUCCCGCCCGAGAACACAUACACUGAAGCUUGGGACAAGAUAUUUACCUAAUUUCUGUGGCCAAAUUAAAGACCUACCAUGACAAUGAAGAAAGAGACUGAAUUUGUCAUUUUCACCUAAAGAAAAAUGAUAGACAAAAAUCAAACCUGUGGUACAGGACAGGAUUCUAUGCCCUAUAUGACUUGUCUGAUUCACAUACUUGAAGAAUGGUUUGGUGUGGAGCAGUUGGAGGACUAUUUGAAUUUUGCAAACUAUCUCUUGUGGGUUUUUACACCACUAAUACUUUUAAUACUUCCUUACUUCACUAUCUUUCUUCUCUAUCUUACUAUUAUUUUCUUACACAUUUAUAAGAGGAAGAAUGUAUUAAAAGAAGCCUACUCUCAUAAUUUAUGGGAUGGCGCAAGGAAGACAGUGGCAACUCUCUGGGAUGGACAUGCAGCAGUUUGGCAUGGUUAUGAAGUUCAUGGGAUGGAAAAAAUACCAGAAGGACCAGCACUUAUAAUUUUUUAUCAUGGAGCUAUUCCUAUAGAUUUUUACUACUUCAUGGCUAAAAUUUUUAUCCAUAAAGGCAGAACUUGCCGUGUAGUAGCUGAUCACUUUGUCUUUAAAAUCCCAGGGUUUAGUUUAUUACUUGAUGUAUUUUGUGCUCUACAUGGACCAAGAGAAAAAUGUGUUGAAAUUCUGAGGAGUGGUCACUUGUUAGCUAUUUCACCAGGUGGAGUUCGAGAAGCCCUAAUUAGUGAUGAAACCUACAACAUCAUUUGGGGUAAUCGUAAAGGCUUCGCUCAGGUUGCAAUUGAUGCAAAAGUGCCCAUUAUUCCUAUGUUUACACAAAAUAUUCGAGAAGGAUUUAGAUCACUUGGAGGAACAAGGUUAUUUAGGUGGCUUUAUGAAAAAUUCCGCUAUCCGUUUGCUCCAAUGUAUGGUGGUUUUCCAGUGAAAUUACGCACCUAUUUAGGUGAUCCUAUCCCCUAUGAUCCAAAGAUAACAGCAGAAGAAUUAGCUGAAAAGACAAAGAAUGCUGUUCAAGCUUUGAUUGAUAAGCACCAAAGAAUACCGGGAAACAUUAUGAGCGCUUUGUUAGAACGUUUUCAUAAAAAACAAAAGACCAACUAGAAGACGAUUUAAUCCAUUUAUAUUAGUAUGUUUGUGUCUGUGGUACUGUCCUCUAAAUUUUGUAGGUUCUAUAAUUACUAUUUAAAAAAAAAUAUUAAUAAGCAUCCUAGACUGAACUUGUUUGUUUAAAAUUGUAUUGUUGAUUUUGUUUUUGCAAUCAAUUGUGUCAAAUUUAAACAGUAACUCAUUACAUGCCUAAUAAUUCAGAAAAUGAUCAUGUUUCUUUUUAUAAAUUCCUGAUAAUGUAUAAUAAACAUAUAGAUUUUAAAAAUUAAGUUCAUUAAUAAUCGCAGUUUAGGUUAAACAAACAUUCCUAAAAUACUGCAUCUAAUUUCUGUAUCUGUUGCACUGAGCUAAUUUUGCAGGAUGGCAUAAUUCAGUACAGACACUGACGUUAGAGAAGAAAUACUCUUUCAUCUGCCUCUCAUUCCUUUCCUGACCUUGGGCGAAUCAUAUAAUGUUUUUAUGCCUCAACAAUUCAUCUAUAAAAACAUGCUAACACUUUGUUGAGGAAUAUUAUUUUAAAUUCUUUUUUUAAAUUUUAAAUUCUUUAUAUUUGCUCUGAUUGAUAACUAAGGAACUGAAAUUAUAACUGAAUUAAACAAUACCAAGAAUUUUUAAAAGUUUAUGUAUAUAUUUGGUCCACACGAUGUUUAAAUUAUUUCUUUAGGUAUGAUGUCCAGUUGCCAAGCACAAUGGAAAAGAUACACUGUUUUUCAAAUUGAAUAAAAAAAAUUAGGAACAGUAAAAUUUCGAAUAAUCAUUAUUAUUUUUAGUAUUAUAUUUUUUAACAAGAAUCUGUAGACACACCAUAUAGGGUGUGCUAUGCAUUGUCAGCUAUGUAAUAUGGCAUUUAAUAGUAUAAGGUUAAAAAUCACUGUUGUGCUCUACAUUUCAUAUGUUAGAAGUUGAUUCUAGGCUGAUAAAAGCAGAGCUAAAGAAAGUUCUGCUUUUGCUCAGUACCAUGGCUUAUUCAGUUUGACUUUGCAAACAGUCAGAUGGUUUAUUGUUUCAAUAAAAAUAUACUUGAAUAAUAAAUUUAUGUGAACACAAAGCUUUCUGAAAAAUUAAUGGCUUUCGAUUUGUUGUCUCCUUGAAAUCUGAAUUUUAAAAGUAUUUAAGUGGAAGAGUACCAGAAAUCAAAUGCAGUAUCUCCCUCUUCCUUUUUUAGAUAUUAAAUUACUUGGAUUUUUGUAUAAAUUUUUGUAUAAUGAGUAUAUAUGUAUAUGUGUAAUGUAUAUAGAAUUAAGCAACAUAAAAUAAAAGUAAAGGUGAAUUGCAAUUCAUUUUCUUGUGAAAUUGCAUAUGUGACAUUUUAUUUUAAACUAUUUUUUUUGUUUUACUGUUUAUUCAUUUUUCACCCACAAUCAUAUUCAUCCGUCUCAACCACAAAGAGUAAACCUCACUUUCUAAUGUAAUAAAUAUAUUUUAAUUUCAAUUUCAAUGAAAAGAGUCAAUUAAUGAUUAUUUGCAGCUUUUUCCCCCCUCUGG